Molecule: messenger RNA, 555 nt
Organism: Penicillium cataractarum
Lineage: Eukaryota; Fungi; Ascomycota; Eurotiomycetes; Eurotiales; Aspergillaceae
Product: cell wall mannoprotein 1 family protein
Exons: 1
Coding region: 1-555 (184 amino acids)
Cellular component (GO): extracellular region
Source: RefSeq, a predicted model, not a curated record
AUGGUUGCCGGACGAUUCCUCUUCGUUAGCAUUCUCGCUCUGAGCCAGAGCGCCCUCGGCCUGGCUGUGGGCUCUGGUGCAGAUGGCAUUAUUUCCAGCAUAAACACUAUCUCCAACGAGUGUGUGAAGCUCAAUUCCACUCUGAACGAAUUCACCGACAAUGCCCAAAUCACCGCCACUGCUCUCAAGCUCCAGGGCGAAGCCUCCGACUUGCUGAAAGACAUCAAGAACGGAGCCGAAGAAGCCAGCAAAGUCUCUAGCCUUGAGGCAGCCGACCAGGAGAAGAUUGCCAAUGCCAUAGUUCCUCUCUCGGACAAUGUUGUCUCUUUGAUCAAUGGAUUUGUUGCCAAGAAGCCUGCUUUCCAGAAGGCUGUUCUUGGAGGAUCCGCCGAUGGUCUUGUCGAGAAGGACUUACAGGACUUGAAGGAGGCUACCGAUAGCUUUGGUCAAGCAGCUCUGAAGUCCUUCUCGGGUGCUCCCAAGGAAAAGGCAACUUCCGUUUUGAAGGGGAUUGAUGAGCACUUUGCUGAUGCCAUCAAGACUUUCUCUACUUAG